AUGGGAGAUUCUUCAUCACCCUCUAAUAAUUCUGGAACCAUUGUUGCACCUGCAGCAUCUGCUAUGGACUCCAGUCACCCCUAUUAUCUUCACCCCUCUGAUUCUCCUGGAAUGAACCUCAUAAGCACUGUGUUUGAUGGACGAGGUUUUCCUGGUUGGAGGAGAUCGAUCUUGAUAGCUCUUUCAGCUAAGAGGAAGCUAGGCUUCAUCAAUGGCACCUGUCAAGCACUAGUUUCCGAUGCUUCUGAUUCUUCUCAAUGGAAUUGUUGUAAUGACAUGGUAACCUCUUGGUUACUCAACUCGUUGUCUAAAGAGAAUGAAGAUAGUGUCAUUUAUUCCAACUCUGCUAAGGAACUUUGGGAUAGCCUCGAACAAAGGUUUGGAAAGUCUAAUGGUACUAAGCUUUUUCACCUUCAAAAGGAACUUAAUGGAUUAGUGCAAGGUAAUUCUGAUAUAUCAUGUUAUUUCACUAAAUUGAAACAUUUAUGGGAUGAGUUGGACUCUUUAAAUGCAGAUAUUACAUGUUCUUGUGUCUGCGUUUGUAAUGGAAAAUCCAAAAUCUCUAAGUCUUUACAGGAUCAAAGACUUAGUCAGUUCAUAAUGGGUCUAAAUGACACCUAUGGUCAAGCCAGAGGUACCAUUCUAAUGAUAAAUCCACUUUCAGGGAUGGAUCUUGCAUAUUCUCUGUUAUUACAGGAUGAAAAUCAGAGGAAAAUCUAUCAACAUACUCAAACUGCUCCAGACUCAUUUUCCUUCAUUGCAGUAAAUCAUGGAAAUCAUAAUCAUAGUUCUGGUUCUCCAAAUCUUAGAAAUGGAAAUGGUAAUCAGAAUUUUAGAAAUGGAUAUAGUGGUCAGAAGUCUGGUGUCUAUCCUCAGAAACCUGAUUUUCUUUCUCAAAGAUCUGGCAUCAAUACACAAAGAACCAGAGGGAAGAAAAGCAAGUACAACCCAAAUGUUACCUGUACAUAUUGCUUCAGAACUGGACAUGUCAUGGAUGAUUGCCAUAAACUGCAUGGGUACCUUUAG
Solanum verrucosum is the source of this 1026-nucleotide messenger RNA. RefSeq lists its product as uncharacterized. Bases 1 to 1026 code for a protein of 341 amino acids. Gene Ontology annotation, molecular function: zinc ion binding; nucleic acid binding. The transcript has a single exon. The record is from RefSeq and is a predicted model, not a curated record. NCBI's taxonomy places the organism in Eukaryota, Viridiplantae, Streptophyta, Magnoliopsida, Solanales, Solanaceae.